Echinococcus granulosus is the source of this 243-nucleotide messenger RNA. RefSeq lists its product as hypothetical. The transcript has 2 exons. Lineage: Eukaryota; Metazoa; Platyhelminthes; Cestoda; Cyclophyllidea; Taeniidae. The record is from RefSeq and is a predicted model, not a curated record. Bases 1 to 243 code for a protein of 80 amino acids.
AUGAAUGACUUUGUAUAUCUUGAUGCCCAGCGUGUACGCACUGUAGCUAACAGUAUUUUGACUGUCAUUCUCGGAACGCACGAAAUUCCUAUUGAAUGUGAUGAUCUUUGUGCUCAUAACCAAUGCUCCAACCUGCAUCCAGAUAUGGGUGAUACCUCUUUGAACUGCGGAUCUGCCGACCUGCUUAAUGGUAAAUUUGGACUUUAUGGAAGCACCGCUCUCUCCCUCUCGCACACGACGUAG